AUGCCGGAUCCGCCCGGCGCCAUGCGGCCCCGCCCGACGACCCGUUGGGUGGUAAUGGCGCGAGUGACGAAUCACUCAACACGCAAACGCGUGAAACGAUCACUGGAUGAACCGCGAAUGCUCCACCCUGGUCCCCCGAGGCAACUCAGGUCCGGUUGGACUAUGAGACAUUGAGGCAGAAGACCUUUCAAGCAAUCGGGAUCGUUCCCUCCAGCAAGUCGAGCCGCCGACUGAUGGUCCUGAUGUACGACGCCUCGGCCCCAAUGCUAGAAUCAGUGGGAGUGUUGAAAGAGGAUUCAGCGCAUGCAUCUCUUGAAGGUGCCUUCACUUUUGAGGUACUGGUUAAGGCGACCAUCAUGGUCUUACAACAGCCUCGUCGGGCUUUUAUAACGCCGUGUCGGUGUUCCUGCUCGGGUUUUUUUGUCAUCACUCAUACCCAGGGACUCGAAAUGGCCGCGUCGCAGAACUCGGCGUCGUAUAUGUUCCUGCACCGCAUGACUCGGUGUUCUAA
Microbotryum saponariae is the source of this 511-nucleotide messenger RNA. The record is from the annotation of a GenBank genome assembly. Lineage: Eukaryota; Fungi; Basidiomycota; Microbotryomycetes; Microbotryales; Microbotryaceae.